Molecule: messenger RNA, 452 nt
Organism: Cucurbita moschata (crookneck pumpkin)
Lineage: Eukaryota; Viridiplantae; Streptophyta; Magnoliopsida; Cucurbitales; Cucurbitaceae
Product: dolichol-phosphate mannose synthase subunit 2-like
Exons: 3
Coding region: 154-396 (80 amino acids)
Biological process (GO): GPI anchor biosynthetic process
Cellular component (GO): endoplasmic reticulum membrane; dolichol-phosphate-mannose synthase complex
Molecular function (GO): enzyme regulator activity
Source: RefSeq, a predicted model, not a curated record
UCCAACAUUCUUCAUUUUUCUCACAUGGGUUAUCGAAUUUAGCACUUCCAAAUUGGAUCAUUCUUCGGAAAAACCUUUCCAGAUUCUGUCUCAUUCCUUAAUCCUUCCAACAUUUUCCGGCGACGAAGAAUCGGGAAAUAAUAACACCUCUAAAUGGAGUUAGCAGACAAGACGGUUGGAUUUUUGCUAUCGCUUACCAGCUUGUCCAUCUUCACUUACUAUACUUUCUGGGUCAUUAUCCUGCCGUUUGUGGAUAGUGAUCACUUCAUCCACAGCUAUUUCUUACCACAGGAAUUUGCCAUCCUCAUACCUGUAUUUGCUGGUGUGGUACUUCUGUGCUUAUUAGGCAUAUUUGUUGGAAUUGUGAUGCUCAAAUCCAAAAGGAAGAAGGCAUGAGGACAACUCUUUGGCUGUUCGUUUUUUUUGUUUUUUUUAUUCUAAUGGGUCGGAGA